CUUUCACAUGCAGCGCCAGCGUACGGGUGGAGAAAAAAACUAAGAACCGGCAUCGAAAAUUCACGACCAAUUCCCGUGCCGCAACAACGCACGUGCACGAGUUGAUUUGAUCGGUAGAUUUACUUGGCAGCCCAAAAGGUUCUAAAACGCAAGUGUAGCGCGGCCCGAGCGGAAUUACUGUAUCGUAUUCUGAAAGAAAGACGCGUUCCGGUUAAUGACAAAAGACGCUAAUAUGACUACGGAAUCAGCUGUGCCACCACCCGCCGUUUGGGCUCAACGGAGUGAAGUCAUAUUCUUAACGUUAAACGUCGAAUGCACCGAGCCGGAGAUCAAAUUCACCGAGGAUUCGCUGACAUUUAGCGGAGUCGGAAAGCCGGAAGGCAAAAAGUACGAACUGAAUGUAGAAUUUUACAGCAAAAUCAACCCGGACAAGGUGGCAACGAAGAAUAUCAAACGUUGCAUCGAGUUCGUUAUUGCCAAAGCGGAUCCGACAGCACCAUACUGGCCACGGUUGCUCAAAGACAAGACCAAAACACACUGGUUGAAGGUGGACUUUAACCGGUGGGAGGAAGAGGGCUCGAACGACGAAGAAAAAAUAGACAUGAGCGACGGAAACGGCCAUAUGGCCGAUUUUCUGCAGUCGUACGCUAAGAAGAAUGAAGAAAUCUCGUUCGACGAUCUGAACGACCUGCAGGAGUAUGAUUCGGACGACGACGACAGCACUAUUCCGGGGUUGACGGAUGCUUAAAUUUGGAUCGCCCCCUGCCGCCGCCGCCACCACCACCGUGCAACACUGCUGCCCGUGUCUCGCAGAAGGGAGUUACGUGCGGCAUACCGUCGUCGUUGUAAAGCGCGAAAAGAUUGUUUUGUUUGAAAAAUAAAGCAAAACCAACACAACACAAAAAGCAAAAAUCGCCAUCUCUUUAACAGCGGAGCGCGCGCGUCGGAAUCAGCUAGAAUUAGUUACACAGGACACACACACACACACAACAUGGUUUAAUAGGAGGAGGUUGUGUAGUAGUGGUAGUAGUAGUAGGAAUAAAGAAGAACAAAAUGGCACUCCUCUCCUCCAACUACUCGCCAAACUGGGGGGGACAAGGGCAAGCAAGUAGGAAAGCAAUCGGACAUAGCCAAGCGUGAGGUAGGAGAGCUGGACGAGAAGAGAGAGAGAGAGAGAGAGAUCCAUACAAUAAUACUACUAUAGAAAUUAUCCUUAACAUACACACAACCAACCAACCAACCGACAACUAAACUCGGAUGCAAGUCAAGACAAAAGCAAGUCAAGCGAGACAAAAUAAAAAUCAACCAAACGGAGUUUUUGGGAACGGUACGUAA
This is a messenger RNA of Anopheles stephensi (Asian malaria mosquito), 1335 nucleotides long. RefSeq lists its product as uncharacterized. The coding region runs from base 215 to 748 and encodes 177 amino acids. Gene Ontology annotation, cellular component: cytosol; nucleus. Gene Ontology annotation, molecular function: Hsp90 protein binding; protein-folding chaperone binding. The transcript is spliced from 4 exons. The record is from RefSeq and is a predicted model, not a curated record. Gene Ontology annotation, biological process: protein folding; chaperone-mediated protein complex assembly. Lineage: Eukaryota; Metazoa; Arthropoda; Insecta; Diptera; Culicidae.